This is a messenger RNA of Tachyglossus aculeatus (Australian echidna), 4125 nucleotides long. RefSeq names its product opioid growth factor receptor (gene OGFR). The record is from RefSeq and is a predicted model, not a curated record. The transcript has 7 exons. Lineage: Eukaryota; Metazoa; Chordata; Mammalia; Monotremata; Tachyglossidae. Gene Ontology annotation, cellular component: membrane. Gene Ontology annotation, molecular function: opioid growth factor receptor activity. The coding region runs from base 30 to 2012 and encodes 660 amino acids.
GGCAGGCCGGGCCUCCCCCUCGCCCGAGGAUGACCGACGAGGGCUACGACUCCACUUGGGAGAGCGACGGCGAAGAGGAGAAGGCGGAGGGAGCCGGGGAGGGCGAGCAGCAGCCGCCCGGGCCCAACGGGAGCCCCCCCGGGCUUCAGGUAAUCGGUUCACGCAACUGGAGAGCAGCACGAGACAUGCAGAGAUACAGACAUGAAUAUCCGGACUACAAAGAUGAAGGUGAAAGUGACAUGGUUAAUCUGAGAUUUUACAAAAACGAAAUUCCAUUCCAGCCAAAUGGUGUACAUAUUAAUGAGAUUCUUAAGAACUGGAAAAAUGACUAUGACACAUUGGAGGACAAUCAUUCAUAUAUACAGUGGUUAUUUCCAUUGCGGGAACAAGGAGUGAAUUGGUAUGCGAAGCCCCUUACAGCUAGAGAAAUUCAGGAAUUCAGAAGUUCUGAUGAAGUUAUGAAAAGAUUUGUCCAAGCUUAUGAGCUCAUGUUGGGGUUUUAUGGGAUAGAACUGGUGGCUCCUGAAUUGGGAAUAGUGAAAAGGGCAAACAACUACCAGAAGCGAUUUCAGAACCUGAACUGGCAUAGUCACAAUAACCUCCGGAUAACUCGCAUACUCAAGUGUCUGGGUGAGAUGGGUUAUGAGCAUUACCAAACUAUUCUGGUCAAAUUUUUCCUGGAGGAAACCUUAGUUAAUCACCGUUUACAGAAUGUCAAGCAAAGUGCCUUGGAUUACUUCGUGUUCACAGUCAAAAACAAACAUCUUCGGCGAGAACUCGUUCACUAUGCAUGGGAGAAUUUUAAACCACCUAAUAAAUUUGUAUGGGGGCCUCUUCAGAAACUUCAGAAAUUUAAACCGCAGUCAUCUGUUUUUCAAUUGAGUGUGGAAGGAGAUGGUUCAUUUGACUCACAAAAUGAAGGCCCAGUGGAAAACCAAGCCAAAACUUCCAGGACAAAAGAAAUAGAGAGAAGUGGAGUGAUUUUACAGAAGGAUUCCAAGGAGAGGAGUUCAUUCUUGGCAGCAAGCAAAGGGAGUGGUCAGAGAGACCACCAAGAAGAGGAACUGGAUGCCCCUCACCCUGAGAAUGAGAAGGAUGAGAGUGGGGAAGCUCAAGACAGGGAGGAAAAGAGACUGGAGCCUGAGAAUCUAAAGGAAAGCAAGAAGAGGAAAUAUGAAUUGAAUAAAAUGGAAGAUGACCCAGUUGCCAAUCAAUGUCAAAGUUCUGACAUUGAGAAAAUAGCUCUCAACUUGAAAGAAUGUGCCCUUGAGCAGAGCAGUAGUGAGCAACCCAGCAGGCCUUGGAAAACCAUUUCUGAUGAAAAUGAAAUGCCCAGCACUGAGACAUUGGAAUACGAUAUGAUUGAUGAAGUAAGGAAAAAGCGGAAAGUUGACCAAGAAGGAUUAGAGAAAGUGCCUGUGGCCGCACUGGUUGAAAGUAGUGACCAUAAAGUAGGAUGCCUCCCCAGCAAUCUAGAAAGGACCAAUAGAGAUGUGAAAAAGGCAGAGGAAGAUGGUGACAAGCAUAUGGAAACUAAAAUCACUGAAGAGGCUGACGUGAAGCCCAAAACAUUAACUGCAGAUGCCAAUGCCCCCAUGAAUCUCUCAUCCGGCUCCUCCAGAAUCAUCAAGCCGGAUCUUCAAUCUGGCUCACGAGAUGGGCCUGCUGAAGAGGUAGAGACCCCUGGAAUCUCCCUCGGAGCAGAAGAUAAGGCAUCAGAGUCUGGAGUUGGGGCGCACUUGGGCAGAGAAUCUCCCCCUUCAGGGGCCUUCAACAAGGGUGAGAAGGACGGGGCAGGUGACGAUGCAGCUGCUGAAGUCAAGGCCUUCGGCCAGACGAAACCCUUGCUAAACAAAGCAAAGCAUCCUGAAAACCCAGAUAGAGAAGCCCUGCAAAGUGAAGGUGAGCCCUUAGGGAAUGAAGCAGAAAGCAUACUGCCAAAGUCCAGCAAAAUAAUUGAGGAACGGUACCAUGAUCUUGACUUCAAGGAAGAAGGUUCUACAGAAUUAUAAGAAACUUUCAAAAAAGCCUUUCCACAAACAGGUUUAUGGGAUGGACUGGCCGAGCCCAGCAGGUUGUAACUUUAAACAGAAAGGAUUUUCAAGGUGAGAGAAACAUAAAUAUGCCAUUGCCAUCAGCCUUUUUGGUCCUUCUGUUGCCUAUCCCCUCUGGCUCUUUUUUGCAAAAUCAAGAGCAAAAGAUUAGAGAGCAGUAUUAGCACCAUCCAAAAAGUUGCUCUCUUUGCAAGUGGAUGUUUAAAAUAACUUUCUAGUCAAUUUCAUGUUCUGCCAUAUUUGCUUAUUUUGAAAGUUGGCACAACAGUGAAGAGGGGAACCAACUUGUUUUCUCUCCAAGCAUCACCCGGGAAGUUCCCAGCUGCAGCUGAUCUAAGGCAUCCCUCUGAUUGAAACAUACACCUUCUGACAUUCGUCUCAAGUUUGAACUCCAUUGCUGCCGUGUCUAAGAAAAAUGGUACAGGAAACUAUAAGCUGUUGUUUUCGCAGUAAAUGACACUAAAUCCUCAUUUGGGAUAACUAUACUGAGUGAAUAUUUGACCACAUGUGCUCAUCUUAGCAAAGCCUUUUCCUUGGACUUUCUUCUCUGACCCUUUGCGGAGGGUGAAAGUGACUCAGCCUGAACAGGUCCUUUAUUAGUUACCCUUGGUAUCCAUUGUUGUAAGUAUUGAGUCCAUGGUUUAUUUUGAAGCUGAUAUUUCUCUUUUCUUUUUCCCUCCUGCCUCUAGGAAUUUUAAACAAAAUUUUCCACUCUUCCAUUAAUGUCCAGUACUCUUUCCUGGGUUUUAUGGAUUUGUUCAUUCUCAAGACCUGGAAUUGUUUUUCUGACUACUACAGCUUCUCACAAUAUUUGCACUGGGGAAAUAUCCCCCCCAGAAAAGGGCCAUAGCUGAGUCCCAGCCCCGUUACUGUUGCAGUGGGAAAGAGAAGGGGGUCCCUUGCUCUCAUAAAUGACACUGUUGUUAUCUGGUAUGACCUACUGUGGGCAUUCGCCUUUGCCAUUUGAAAGUUGUCCGUAGCCCACAGAAAGUCAUAAUCAGUUCUCAGGCAGGUGUUCCUGGGAAAACAAUUGAUUUUUGCUCUUUGUGUCUCAGUUCAGCCCUGUUGAUUUAAGGGCCCCUCCCUCCCCUCCCCUCAGUCUUCUUUGCCCCAGAGAUGUCACCAAAUAAAACAGAUUAACUGCCUUCCUCCUUUCCCCCUUUUGAUUUUUUGCAAAUGCCCCUUCUCCUUUAACUUUUCCAAGAUGAACAAAAUCCCUACUGUGACCCAAACCAAAAUGGGAGCAUGUCAAAGGCCAAACCAGGACUUAGAAAACUAAGAUUUGCUUUUCCAUCAAGUGACUGUGAGGGGCCUCUCCUCAUGCCUCCACCUCCCAUCUUCCCCACUACCUCUGUAUUGCAAAAUUGUGCUUCAGCUACCUCACAAAGUGGUUGUGCAGCCGAGGGAACGAGCAAAAAUCCCUUAGGAUCCUUGAAUGAAGAAGCAAAGCUGACCUGGAGUGCAUUUAUGUAACAGGAACUCUUGGUCCCAGGCAGGGUGCUGCCAUGGGCUCAGUCAUCAUGUCAUAGGGCUGGUCCAGUGCAGCCUGGGUUUGUGACUUUUCCUUUCGAACCGUGGCAUUUGAUGUGGCAAAGCUUUAUCUGUGCUGGAGUUGACUUUUUUCACCAGGGGUUUGCAUCCUAAAAUUGAUUGGAAAUGUUUUUGGGUUUUUUUUUUUUCGUGUUUUAAAGAUGCUUCCAUUCUCUGUUUUGGUUUUAACUGAGUUUUUGAAAUUUGUUCUGAAAGAAAAAAGGCAAUGAUUCCUGAAAGAACCUUUAACCACCUCUUCCCAAAUGUUUGCCCAUGAUGCACUCUUGACCUCUUGGUUCUCAUUUCGUUAUCAUUUUUAUUAGCAGUUUCCUCUGAAAAAUUGGUCUCUGCCCUCUUUCCUCAAGCAAGGUCAGUGACAUCGACUGAGCAAGACAUCCCGAUGGAUAGACACUAAAGUAUAUUUUUAAAAAAUAUGAUUGGAUUGUCUUUCCCACAGUUUGUUUGGGAGUGACUUCUUGAAUAUUUUUUUCAGUUGGUACUGUGAAACUAGACUCUCUUAAUAAAAGUGAGUUAAUUGCCA